This is a messenger RNA of Ascoidea rubescens DSM 1968, 2525 nucleotides long. RefSeq lists its product as uncharacterized. Lineage: Eukaryota; Fungi; Ascomycota; Saccharomycetes; Ascoideales; Ascoideaceae. The coding region runs from base 223 to 2169 and encodes 648 amino acids. The transcript has a single exon. The record is from RefSeq and is a predicted model, not a curated record.
UUCGGCUCCACGUCCCUGGUACCAAAGUUACGUGUGUUUCUGCAUUCAAACGCGUCUCGACGUCGUCCUUCGAUUUGGAAAUUAUUGUUUUGGGAAAUUUUGAAAUAUAAACAAAAACAAAAAGCCAUCAAAACACUUUCUAAAUGAGUUUUGAUUCAUGAAUUGUUUGGGUUGAACAUUUCGAACUGGAUUUAUCUGCUGGCAAAGAUAUAGGUAAUUUUGAUGACUGUCGUUCAGCGAAACAAAGACUCAAAGCAACAUACAAUCUUUUGUCUGACUUCUAACUCAAAAAAAUGGUCAAUCUCAAAGUGUAACAGGAUCUUAAGGCCUUUAGAAUCCAAAAUCAAUUUGUAUCGAGAAAAAAUCAAAGUAUAUCCUCAAUAUAUCUUGAAAACUGACUAUUCUAUUAACAAUGGAAAGUAUUUUAUUUUGGAAGUUGAUUGCCUAGGAAAAAACAAUUUCUCCCCACUUUAUUAUAACACUUUGUCAAACUCACCAUCUUCUCAUAGUUCUAGAAAUGCUCAAUAUGCGUUUUCCCAUAGUUGUUCCUCCAGUGAACAAGAUGAUCACUGCAGUGAUUAUGAUGAUGAAUCUGUUUCAUAUAUAUUUGACAAGUCCAACGCCUCUAUAAUUGAGAGCGACGAUAACUCCAAAGAUGAAGAUUACAUUGAUGACGACAUUGAAGAUGUGGCUAUUUAUAAUAAUGAUGGAAGUUAUAAGGAUAUUAGUCCAAAUAAAUUUGAUUCAGACUGCCUUUGGUCUAAUCAAAAAAACUGUUUAUCUGAAGAAUCUUAUCAGUGUUUAUCUGAAUUUUUCGCUGAAUUUAAAAAAAUUAUAUUUAAUAUUGAUUAUACCGAUCCUAAAAAACUAGUUGAAAUCUCUUCGGUGGAAUUGGGUUUUCAUUUGAUUUUAAAUUCUUCAAGCCAAAUUUUUGAUGCAAAUGAUAACACCAGUUGCAAUAUUGAUAAUGAUAAUAUCAUUUCUUCCUUAAAUAUCAAUAAAUUAAACAGCGUAAAUAUUGACCAAGCUCUUGAAAAUUCCUACUCAAUGAUAUUUCAAUAUAGAAAAUGGUUAUUAUUGGGUAAAAUCAUUGGUUUGAUUCAAAUCAACUCUAACAUUUUGACUCCUUUAUUUCCUUCUUUAAUCCUUUAUUCAAUUGAAAAUAAUCUAACUUAUCUAGCCAAUUCACUAACAAGACUAUAUUUAAAAACAAUUGAAAUCAGUCAAUUUUGGUUAAAUUUUACACAUAUAUAUAAAUUACUUUCUUUGUUAAUGAGAAAUGGUAAAAAUAUCAAUAAAAAUACUAAUAAUAAUACUAUUGAUGAUAGUAUUAUUGAUAGCUAUUUAAAUCGUUAUUCUAUCAAUGAUUUCAUAGUUGAGUUUUUAUGCACCAAAUUAGAUUUCAAUGCUUUACUAACUAAUAAAUUUCAAAUUUUUAGCAUAAUUUUAUCUUCGGAUAAUCUGGAUAGAAAAAUAAUCAAAAAAAAAUAUGAUUCAAUUUUAUUUAUUACCUACUUGAUUUUUAAUAAUGUCGAUAAUUGUUUAGAUGUUUGCAAAGAGUUUAUUGAAACAAUAAAUUUAUUUAUUAAAAUCUCAACAUUUGAUGCUUUUAAUUUAAUAAAUAAUUUAUUCUUUGACAAGGUUUUAUUAUUCAUUCAAAAGGCUCAAAUGACGAAUAAAUCAAAUGAGAGUUUAGUAAAAAAAAUUGAAUUGUUGAAAUCACUUGUUUGGAUUUUAAAACCGUUUUACAAUAAUGGGUCUCUUGAUUUGAAUUUAAAUUUGAAUUUGAAUUUGAAUCUCAACAAUAUUCCUUUAAUAAAUGACAACCUCAUUAAUCUAAUUUUUCAGAUAUUUGAUAAUAAUCAGUUGAAAUUUUGCAAAUUAUUGGAGUUUUUAAUUAAUAACAUUCAGUUGAAUAAUUCAGUUAGUAUUGAUUUAUUAGUGUUGAUAUUCAAGAAUUUAAAUUUGAAUUUUAUAAUAGAGGAAUUUUGUUUAAUUUCCAAAAAUGAUUAUGAUAAGUUGAACAAUAGAUUUCAGACGAAAUAUAGAGGAAUUGAAAAAAGUAAACAGAGAAAAAGGAGGUUUUCGCACACUCAAAAAUUUAAAAAGGUAAAGUUUUUUAAAAAAAUUAAAAAAAAUGCAAUAUUUGAUGGUGGUUUAAUAAUUUGAUAUUAUUCACUUUAUACAAAUAGAUGGAUUGAUCUUAAUUUAGGAAACUUUAAUUUUCGAUAGAUAAAUAUGUAGGGAAAGAGGUUUUUCCGGACAAUAAAAGUUUAAAUUGUGGUAACUUUUAUUGAAUAUCUAAAAAUAAAUCACAAUAAAACUUUAAUUAGUUCGGCCAAACCCUUUUGAAUACACAAGCAAAGGAUACUGGCAGGUAUGAAUAGUGAUGGAAUAAGUGUGUCUCUGUUUUAGAUUCGAUUUAAAAUUGGCCAUAGUUGCAAUUGGAAGUCCAUUAACAGGAGUUUUCAGUAUUUGAAUUUACAGGAAUUUUCAGUAUUUGAGCAAGUUUUUAGAAAUCUUAA